Molecule: messenger RNA, 1266 nt
Organism: Hypoxylon fragiforme
Lineage: Eukaryota; Fungi; Ascomycota; Sordariomycetes; Xylariales; Hypoxylaceae
Product: PHP domain-like protein
Exons: 1
Coding region: 105-1103 (332 amino acids)
Biological process (GO): tRNA processing
Cellular component (GO): nucleolar ribonuclease P complex
Molecular function (GO): RNA binding
Source: RefSeq, a predicted model, not a curated record
AAAAAAAAAAAAAACCCCUCCAAGUCCACCAAGGAGCAUAGCAUGUUCACCAGCUAAACUACCAACAAUCCAAAGCUCUUCACGAGCACCACUCACUCGACACCAUGCUCUACGAUCUAAACAUCGCAUGGUCUCCCUCGACCACCACCGCCGAACUCGAGCGCACACUACGCUUUAGUUCUCAAUUAGGCUAUAACGUCGUCGCCCUCAACCACACCCUCGACGCCCCUCUACCCUCCAAACUCGCCAACCCCUUACCCAGAUUCCCAACUCCUCCCUCCCCGCCGCAACCGCAAAAUACAACCACAACAACAACAACCACCGGCCGCCUCCCCACCAUCCUCUACCGCAUCACCAUCGCCUUCACCGACCCGUCGCAAAACCCACAACUCGCCAAAGCCGCGCAGGCCUACGACCUCGUCGCCGUGCGCCCACAGUCUGAGAAGGCCUUCCAGGCCGCCUGCCUCACCGUACAGGACGCCUCCCUCAUCUCCCUCGACCUCAGCACGCGCCAGCCCUUCUACUUCCGCCCGAAGCCGUGCAUGGCCGCCGUGUCGCGGGGCCUGCGCUUCGAGAUCUGCUACUCCCGCGCCAUCUUGGCUUCCCCCGGCAGCGGUGGCGGUGGUGUCGAUGCGCGCGCGAGGGCGAACUUUGCGGGGAAUGUGGCGCAGCUUGUGCGCGCGACGAGGGGUCGCGGGAUUGUGAUCAGUAGUGAGGCGGGCGCGGCGAUGGGCUUGCGGGCUCCGGCCGAUGUCGUGAAUCUGCUCGCGGUGUGGGGCUUGUCGCCCGAGAGAGGGAUGGAAGGAUUGCGUGCGAAUCCGCGCGGGGUGGUGGUGAAUGAGGGGAUCAAGAGGAGUGGGUUUCGAGGGGUGGUGGAUAUUGUUGGGGUUGCGGAACGGAGCGCGGAGGAAGAGAAGAAGAAGGGGGGAGCGGUGGGGGUUGGCGAAGGGAGGGGGGUAGUGCCAGUGAAUAAGGACAGUAAGAAGAGGAAGAAUGGCGAUGCGGAGGGUGGUGAUGCUCAACCCGUGAGCAAGAGGCAGGCGAAGAAACUAAAAGCUGCACUAAGGAGAAAGGAGGUUGAGGGAAAGGAACCCCAGUCAUAAGAGUGAUGAGAGGAGAAGAGAAAGAAAAGAGCAGUCCGUCCUUUGUUAAGAUAUGCAUAUGACAACGGCGUUUGGAAAAUAGGUGCCUAGGUAGAUUAUCUAGGCAGAAUGGCUGGUCAUCUGAAGAUACCCUGAUAAUAAAAUCAUUCAUUUUUAGCACUGG